AGUACACCCUGAGACGCGUUCUGCGCUCCGCUGGUUGAGCCUGAAAAGCGGGAUUGUUGUCAUCGAGCACUGCAGCGCUUCUUCUGAUCGUUCUCCUCAAAGCAUGCAGCAAAGAAAAGCUCCAAAAACACGUAACGGUUGUCAUCGAACAGCACCACCACCACCGCCCGCAUCAUGACCGACAGAACCAACAAAGACAAACUCCGACGCAGUUUGUCCUUGUCCAAGAGCAAGAAGAAAGCCGGGAGGGUCUCUGCCAGUGCUGCUGCCGCCUCAUCAUCUCCGAUCACCUCGUUCUUCAGCAGCCAGCCUCCGCCUAAGCUGGCUUGCCCCCUUUGUGGCCACUUUGUACCGAGGUUCAAGAUCAAUGAGCACAUCGAUUUGCAAUGUCAGAACUUUGAGAGAGGAGACAGCAGUGCCGCCUCAGCGGGGAAUAGUGUUGUACCAAGCAGGCAGCUGUCACCAGGAAGGAAUCCCCCCAAAUCCCCAAAGCUGGACCCGGAGAAUGAAGAGGAGGUCAAAGAGACGAAGACCAGCCCGUAUUUCAAAAAGAACAACUCCGAGCAGGCACCACGGGAGGCUAAAAGUACAAGUGGGGUCGGGAAGAACUUGGGAAGACUUCCCUCCAAGUUAUCUUUGAAAUGUCCCAAGAGGACACCUACAGAAGACAAACAUUCCCUGUUGAGUUCUGAGGCACUCGGGAGCUCACAGAAGGAAAAUCUUCAGAGUUUAGAAGACAACAAAGAUGGCGUGACAUUUAUUGACCUUACAGAAACUAGCGCAGAUACUACACCGGUGCUGGAAGAUUCGUCCUGUUCAGUUAAAGGACCUGACCUCAAGCAGAAAGCAUCGAAACUAGAGACCGUCCCGAAACUGCCCGCGUCUUCUUCCAAACUCUCAAAGAGAAAGAAGGAACCCUCCACUGGCAAGAAGGAGAAGAAAGCAAAGUAUGAGGGCCGCAGCGGGGAGUCCCGUGAGGGGUUAUCGGCUGUAGCAGAGACACCCGAUACGGACCAGCUUAAAACAGAGGCACCGUCUCGCACCACCUGGGAGGGACAUUUGAGUCCGGAGGACACGCGCGAGAAAAGUGCAGCGGCGAUUAAUGGUGAUUCACCUGCCCAGUCGGGUCAUGAGGUCGUCGCUGGGGGUGAAACAGAGAGCUCUCGGCCGCCACAGCUUCCUUACUACCUGCGUAACUUCAAGACCGUCCUGCAAGCGGUCCUGGAGAACGACGACGACAGGUCACUGUUCAACCAGGAGGAUCUGUCACUCGUGCAGGCCUUUGAGAAGCUCUCGGUCACGGGACAGAAGCUGUAUGUGAGACUCUUUCAGCGCAAACUGAAGUGGCUCCAAGUCAAUAAACUGGAUUAUGAACAGAUAUCCAGUGAUCUGGCGCCUGUUGCUGAGGAGCUGGUUCAAAGUGGUUUCCUGCAGGCAGAGAGUGACCUUCAGGAUUUGGGGGAGGCUCUGGAUCUCCUGCCGGCUCCUGAGCUCAAAGCUCUGGCCAAGACUUUCCAUUUGGGCAAUUCUGGGACUCAGAAACAGCAGCUGGUGGACGGGCUUCUCCGUCUGAGCCGGCAAAAGAGCCUCUUCUCUCUGACCCCGGCUCAGCCGAGCAUCGGGGCCGUCAUCCUCAAACGGGCAAAGCAGCUCGCGGGUUCCUGCGUGCGCCUGCGUCGCGGCCCGCGAGCCGUCUUCUCUCGAAUCCUCCUCCUCUUCUCUCUGACGGACACCAUGGAUGAAGAGGAGAUGGCGGCCGGUGGGCAGAGCCAGCUCUUCACCAUCCUGCUGGUUAACUCCGGGCGCCUGGCCUUCCCAGACUACACGGUGCAGCGCCAGGCCAAGGUGUUCCAGGACAGAGACGAUCUCAUCAGGUACGAAGCAUCUAUGCGAGCUCUGCAGGAGGUAGGGUCGGCUAUGCAGGGAGGUCAGUGGGAAGAAGCCAUGGAGCUUUACACCGCAGCCAAAAGGGUCUGGCAGGAGCUGAGGAAAAACCAUGACCUCAGUCCCCAGGAGGAGCUGCCUGUGUUCCUGCGCAGCUUCACGACCGGAUGGGCUUACACCCGGAUCUUAUCUAGAGGGGUGGAGAUCCUGCAAAGGCUACGUCAUUACGAGGAAGCAGUAGAGGAGCUGCGGUCUUUGCUGUCGCAGUUUGUUUACUGUCCUGACAGCCGAGGGCGAUGGUGGGACAGACUGGCACUGAACCUUCACCAGCACCUAAAGAAACCUGAGCAAGCAAUUUGUGCUAUCAGAGACGGGCUAUCGGACCCUCUUGUGCGAACUGGACAUAAACUUUCUCUGCACCAGAGAGCUGUUCGGAUGAACGAGUCUGCCAGCAUGAAGAAGUAUCGCCUUCAACUUAAAGACCUGCCCACUAUCCAAGUCGAAGAUGUCACGCAUGUGACCAUCCGGGGACAGCUGUUCCCUCAUGAGGGGGGCAUGGGGAAAUCCAAGUUUCUUUUACCAGCAAAUGAAGGGGACGAGAGUGCCGAGGCCACCGUAAUAUGCUCUGUGGAAGAGCUGUCUUUAGCACAUUACCACCAACAAGGCUUUGACCAAGGGAUCCAUGGAGAGGGCUCAACGUUCUCAACAUUGUUUGGUCUUCUGCUGUGGGACGUGAUCUUUAUGGAGGGCAUUCCAGAUGUUUUCAGGAAUUCUUACCAGACAUGUCCGCUGGAUCUUUACACUGACCGUUUCUAUGAGAACAGGAAAGAAGCGAUCGACACGCGUGUGCAGCUGCUCAGUGAGUCAUCAGUGGAGACUCUGCAUGACAUGUUGGAAGAUGUUUGGACCUCCCAGGAGGGUAAAGUGUGUUCACUGGUCAGCUGGGAGCGUUUCUCAUCACUUCAACAGGCCAAGUCUCUGGUGUCCUGCCUGGGUGGAGCUUUCUUAGGAGGGAUAAUAAGACGAAUGUCCAAAGACUACAGACACUGCCGCGGGGGUUUGCCUGAUCUAGUGGUGUGGAACGCCUCAAACAACAGCUGCAAGCUGGUCGAGGUGAAGGGCCCCACUGACCGGCUUUCACAGAAACAACAAAUAUGGCUGGAUGAGCUGAAGAAGCUGGGGGCGGACGUGGAGGUGUGUCACGUGACGGCAACUGGAGCCAGAGGAGCUCGCCUGGAAUGAACGGACACAAACUGACGGAUGAGACGUCGCUGAUAAUUCAUCCGAGUGUGGUCCAAAUCAUAAACAGCAACAGACUGAAACUGAAAACGUAAACGUUCUGGAAACCUUUCUGAUUCUGUGUUAUUUUGAACAUAUGUUGAUUUUUUUCAUCAACGACAUAUAUCACAAAUGUGUCCCUACUUCAAUAUAGGCAAUCUCGUGGCAGGGAUUGUGCCUUGUGAUGCGUGGGAUUAACAUCAGGAAAAACGCUGCCUUCAACGGGGAGAAAUGUAUUCUUAGAUGAAGAUCAAAAAUAACUCGCCUACAGGUAAUUCAGAGCUGAUGCAUGACAGGAUAUGCUACCAACAUCAACACCAAAGGCAUGGUGUUUCCUUUUCAUUGGUAAUGCUAUAAUCUCAGGAUCUCAGGUUGCCAAGCAACGAAUAUUCACAUUUUGUUGUGUAGUAAUUACUGUGAUAUUAUGGCGAUAAAAAAAAAAACCUGCUGUUGAAAUAACAGAGUUGUAAUCAAAGAAAAUUGUCAUUGUGCACACACUUGCUGGUUGUUCUCGCCUCUAGCGUUAAUUGAUUAAUUGCUGGGUCUAUAAAUAUUAAGGAUUAGUGUCCUAGAGCCAAAGUUGUUAUCAUCACAUUGUUGCUUCUUCUGCUGCAAAAAAACGGUCCAAAACCCAAAUUAUUCAGUCAACACAUGCAGAUCAAAUGCAGAUCCUCACAGGUAAGAAGCUGAAACGUAGGACUGCUUUUUAAAAUAAUUUUCUAUCAAGACUCAAAAAA
Molecule: messenger RNA, 3899 nt
Organism: Gasterosteus aculeatus aculeatus (three-spined stickleback)
Lineage: Eukaryota; Metazoa; Chordata; Actinopteri; Perciformes; Gasterosteidae
Gene: fan1
Product: FANCD2 and FANCI associated nuclease 1
Biological process (GO): interstrand cross-link repair
Cellular component (GO): nucleus
Molecular function (GO): 5'-flap endonuclease activity; flap-structured DNA binding; 5'-3' exonuclease activity
Source: RefSeq, a predicted model, not a curated record